AUGAUGAUGAACAAGAAGCCAAACCUACAUGGUAUAAAGAAGUUUGGAUCUCUCGCUUAUGUCCAUCAAUCGAACAACCCAUCUCGGAAGAAACUAGAUGAUAACUGCAGAAUUGGUUUUCUUUUGGGGUACCUGGAAGGACAAGCCGGAUUUAAAGCUUAUUUUCCAGCAGAUCAAGUGGUUCAACACGUUUUGGAUGCUUCGGUCAAUGAGGAUAUAGUAUACGGUGACCGAUAUCACGAAGGAUAUGCUGUCGCCGUAUCAGAUUGGUUGUCACGUACAAGUACGGAUGAUGAAAAUGGAGCGAGUAUGGAAGUCGACAGCAAUGACGAAAGUAUUGCGUCAGAUGAAGACAGCAUGGAAGUCGACAGCAAUGGCGACAGUAUUGAUUCGGAUGAUGACAGUAUCGCGUCGGAUUGUGAAUCGAUCCCGAUUGACUAUGAGAGCGAGUCAUCAGCAAUCGAGUCAUCACCAAAGUUUAAAUUAGUUGAUGUGAAUUCAGUGGAGACCAACAUUGAUAUUCCUGUAAUUCGGGAUACACUCGAUCUGAGUAAUCAGAGCCCUAUGUGUGCCAAUGCCAGUGAUGAUGCAAUCCAGAAACAUAAUACAAGCAAGCCCUCUAGCUUGGAAAGUGAAACGACCCACGAUACCGAAACAGAUGUUGACAGACAAUCAGCUGCCGAAAAUUGCGACAAGGUGAGUUGUGACUAUCGGUCAGAGACAUCCGACACUAGUAAUAGCGAGGAUGAGGAUGAAAAUGUACAUAAAGAUACGGAACUACCUACCACAUCCAAGGAUACAGUACAUUCACGCGAGGGUGCGACGACGAGUGAGUCCAGCAAUGACCUGAUGGAUGUAGAGGAUCACGAAUUACGUCAGUGA
Messenger RNA from Peronospora farinosa, 882 nucleotides. The record is from the annotation of a GenBank genome assembly. Lineage: Eukaryota; Oomycota; Peronosporomycetes; Peronosporales; Peronosporaceae.